GCAUAUCAGUCCUGGCGGCGCGACGGCAAAUAGCCCCAUUCUACAUACUGACUGUUAUUUAGAAGGUAUUCUCCUCUAUUCUACCGUCGGUUUGAACUGGUGAUACCAGCACAAGUGUGAUCCACAGCUCAGGUACCGCCAUGGCUGCGCUGUCGGGAGGAGAGAUGUGCAUCAAAUACCUGAUGUUUGCCUUCAACCUGGUGUUCUGGCUUGCAGGCACUGCUGUCUUUGCUAUAGGUCUUUGGCUACGAUUAGACCCCAAGACCAAAGGUCUUUUUGAAGGAUCAGACUCUCCGUAUGUGUUUUACACAGGUGUAUAUAUCCUGAUAGGAGCUGGAGCGCUGAUGAUGGUGGUGGGUUUUCUGGGAUGUUGUGGGGCUAUUCAGGAGUCCCCCUGUAUGCUGGGACUGUUCUUCUUCUUCCUGCUUAUCAUAUUUGCUAUUGAGGUCGCAGCUGGAAUCUGGGGAUUUUCCAAUCAAAGCAAGGUGGUGAAUGACAUCACAACAUUCUACAUGCAGACCUACAACAACUUCAAGGAAACAGGAGAUGAGCGCCUUAGAGAAACACUGCGGGUGAUUCAAACUGGGCUGAACUGCUGUGGUCCAACUGGUACUGUUGUAGAUACUGCCAAAGACACCUGUCCCCAGGGAGAACCGCUUGAGGAGCUCAUUACCAAGAGUUGUCCCGAUGCCAUUGAUGAAGUGUUUGACUCCAAGCUACACAUCAUAGGAGGAGUGGGCAUCACAAUCGGGGUUGUUAUGGUGUUUGGGAUGAUCUUUAGCAUGCUCCUGUGCUGCGCCAUCAGGAAGUCUCGGGAGGUGGUGUGACACCCACCAUCAUACCCCAAAGUCCUUGUUAAUGUUGCAUGAUGUCAUUCCUAGAGUCAAAGACUCUCCACUGCCAAUAGAAACACUGCUUGUUUAAGGGGGACAACCUAAGCAAGGCUGGGUGCAGAUAUUUCUGAUUGUACAUUAUUCGUCAGUUCUAACUGUACUGUUGACACUUAGGCCCACGUUCCUGGACUAGAUAGAUGCGAUGUGGUUAUUAAGCCCAACUAUAGAAUGGGUGUCAUCUGUGCUUCAGUGGCAAUGUAGUACAGAAAUGUGUAAUUUGUGGUCAUUUGAUUGAAAUUAGUGUUUGUGAACUGCUAAUUAUCUAAACAAAAGAUCAUAUUAUUGUAUACUGAUCACAUUUCUAUUGCUACCACUCGGGGUCACUUACUGGCAAGAAGAGUCAUGGUCCAGGGCCAUAAAAAAAGGCAACCACCACCACUUCAGCACAAUACAGCAGUAGCCAAUGAAAUUCUUCAAUUCAUCUUUCUUACAACACUUAAGUCAAAACCAUGGUGACUAGCUGAGCUGUGAACUGCGGUUUUUCACAGCUUGGUAUUAAGAGUAGCAUCUCGGUUCCUUCAUUACAAUGACAUUUUGUUUAUUCCUUUCCUUCCUUUCCCCAUCACCUAAACUGCCCUUGUUUAAAACGCCUUUCAUUUUUUGUCACAUUUUGUAAAUGUGUUUUUUUUUUAAAUUGCAAAACAUUUCUAAUAGUAGAUGAUUAAAUGGUAUGUGUGGUUUGAUUAUCUAUUUUAUAAUGUCCUUUUCAUUUUACAGAUACCAUAUGCACUAUGUUUCACAGAGACAAAAAUGAAUGAGAUCCAAAUAAACCAAACUGUACUAAGUUGA
Seriola dumerili (greater amberjack) is the source of this 1682-nucleotide messenger RNA. It is a transcript of the gene cd9a, whose product is annotated as CD9 antigen-like. The coding region runs from base 141 to 827 and encodes 228 amino acids. The transcript has 8 exons. Lineage: Eukaryota; Metazoa; Chordata; Actinopteri; Carangiformes; Carangidae. Gene Ontology annotation, cellular component: membrane. The record is from RefSeq and is a predicted model, not a curated record.